Messenger RNA from Xyrichtys novacula (pearly razorfish), 8858 nucleotides. The record is from the annotation of a GenBank genome assembly. NCBI's taxonomy places the organism in Eukaryota, Metazoa, Chordata, Actinopteri, Labriformes, Labridae.
AUGAAAGUUGUGAAGCGCCUUUUUCUCUUGCUCAGCUGCUGGACUCUUAUUUACCUGCAUCCCGUCCUCGGUUCACUCAGCCGGACCAGACCGAGCGAGCACCACCAACACCGACUUGGAGAGGCAGCGGAGCGCGUUGCGGGCGGCGGUGAAAGAGGGCAAACCAUCAGGGGCACCUCUGAAGCAACCAAGGGGAGACCAGUUGUGACCGCAGCUGGGACUUGGAAACCCUCCCCGGUGAGUCCAGCAAGGAUUACGCGUAUCCGUGCAGGUCCACCGUUAAUCAAGGGUGAAGCUUCUGUUACCAAAACUAAAUUUCCAGCCAAGGAUUCUGCAUCCUCAUCCUCGUCAGUGCGCGGCGGAUCAGCGCCGUUGAAUCGUGCGCAGCAGCAGCAGCAGCAGCAGCAGCGGGACAGAGCAGUCAGCUUGGGGCGCAAAGAGGCAGUGCGCUCCUGGCUGCCCGGCGGGGAUGGCCACGUCAAAGCGCACGCUCCUGCAGCUUUUGGCGUGUCCACCGCGGGGAGAGGAGUCGGGACGGCGGCUGCUACUAAGGGUUCUUUGCCGGGGAAACAGUUUGGGAAAGUUGCCCCAAAAGCGGGUGCAGUUUCACCGAUGCGCACGGGGCCACCUCAGAGAACACUCGGUGCGCAGAAGCAGCAGAAGCAGCAGACCCCAGGUCCAGCGGCACAGCGAGGAACAAGUUUCAAAUCCCCGAAACUAACGAACCGGGAAUCGCAUCACAAACAGCCACUGGUUAUUCCCCACGACUACAUGCUGUCGCUGUACUGGUCUCUGUCCACCGGGGACCUCAACAGCAGCGUGCUGCAUGAAGCGGGGCUGGCCAACACCAUCACCAGCUUCGUGGACAAAGGACAAGGUAAACACCGCUGUAUAGCAAUUUUCUCCCACUGUUUUAUUCAUACUGUUAGAUGUUUUAUGUUAAAACUGAGGUAAAACUUUUAUAGAUACGUGAAUCCCCAAAGAGAAGACCUGCUAGCUUUCCCAAUGAAAACAACAUUUCAAGUUAAGAUUCCAUCGCCAAGAAAGUGAACGACAUGCAUUGUUUUUGUUAUGCUGUGGAAAAACUUGCCAAGUCCUUGUAGCCUGACUGAUGAAUGGGCCUGACUCUUGGCAGCAUUUCUGGAAGUUUUUUUUAUGAUUAUUCAAAUCAUAUUCCCUAUUGAGUUGAACAUCUGUCUGUCCAUUGAUAUAAUUUAGUGCACUAUAGCAGAAGUGGUGCUGAUGAUCUCAAUUUGAAUCAUAAAAUACCUGACAAAAGAGGGGACACAAGCCCAGUUGUGAGCACAGUGCCGGGCUCAAACCUCUAUGAGUGGAGCUGAACUGAAAAGGGAGAUGAUGUCUGAUUUCUGGCUGGGAGAUGUGAGGGAGAGCACCGGAGGUCAAGCACCAGUCUAGAGGUUUCUGGAGGAGGGCGGUUCUGGAAACAGGGCUGUAAAUUGUCUAAAUGUAGACAUGCCUGUGCUGGGGAGUUCAUGAGGUAAGAGAGCUGGAGCAUCUGGAGGGGAGUCAGGGAGGUCAGCUGCUCUUAUACACACACAUACAGAGGGAAUGAUGGGAAAGGAGAUGACUCUGUUGCACAUAAAUGUGCUGGAACUGACUUCAAAGCUGCUGUGAGCAGAAUUACUGAUCACACAUCUACAGGUCACCAUAUUAGGGGUUAAAGGAGCAGUGCAACAUUUUGGGACACUUGUUCGUCGGCUGCACUUGCUGAGUUUUGGGCUGGACGCUGACAAUAAAAUGAAAGCUAGACUUGUAGCUGAAAUCAUCAUCAUUGAGAAUAGAAAGAAGAGGUGUGAGCCAACUUGGCUCCAUCCAAAGGCAUCAAACAAAACAGUGCUAUGCCUCAGUAUUUUCAGAUUUAUGUAAGUCUUUUAAAACCUGAAAGAACUUCCAGUUAAGGCUUGAUGUGGAUACAGUUUCAGACUUAUGAUUCUGUCUGUUAGUUGUUCUGAUAAUUUAUUAAAACAAAAGUGAUCCUGGGUUUUGGCAUUUUUUCUCAAACUGGUUUUGAAACAAUGAUUUUAGCAGUGAUGACUCUUUUAAGGCCAUCUGCAACAUGUUCAACAAAUCCUAGAAUGUGACUUUAAAUGCCUACAUCUGCUGUGUGGGAUGGGUGUCAGACCAGCAUGCUGGAGAAACUGCUUUUUAAACACUUGUGAUAUAGUUGGCUCUUUAUAAAAUGAAACAUCAAGUUUUUUUCAUCAGAAAAAAAAUGAGACAAGAACGAGACAAGAUCAGCAAAAGGACUUAAUAUGACUUUGUCCUUUGGGGGGCACCAUAAUCGACAGUGAUAGAAAGUUCCUUACAGGCUCUUGAAGGGAUAUUCAGGCAUAAAACUAAGUUAGGGUCAAACACACCAUAACACUGAGUUAGACACCCCCUCGAGAGAUGAAUGUUGCUGACUGCUUGCUUCUCUAGUUAUACAAGCUUUAGUAAAGACCGCACAAUAGCAAUACACAGCAAUCUAAAUCUCCAUGUGCAAACUUCAACCAAAAAGCCACUCUAUAGCCACAAAUAAUGCUCAGAACAGCAUCUAACUUCAUCAACAGUACAUAUAGGGUCCCAGCCAUAGUACUAGCCAUCAAACAUCUUUCUAGCUUUGCCUGGUUUCUUUAGCAAAGAGACCAAACACAACUUAUCCACUCUCCUCAUGCCGCCGCCUGUUUAUGGGGGAGCCCUGUCAAAUUGAUCACCGAGUGCAGCGGAGUUUCGCAGCUCAAGAAAGAACAUUUAUGAUUAUUGCUUUAUGGAAAAGCAAUCAGACCGAGAUGCUAAGGCAGAAGAACUACCACAUCUGCAGUCCAAAAUGAUUAAUAUGAUGAGUAUUUCUUCAUGGAAAUGAUCCGCUGCACUUGGUGAUCGACUCGUCAGGGCUCCCCCACAAACAAGCGGCUGCUGGAGGAGAGUGGGUGAGUUGUGUUUAGUCUCUUUGCUAAAGAAACCAGGCAAAGCUAAAAAUAUGUUUGAUGGCUAUGAUGAUUUGUGGCUACGAUGGCUUUUUGGUUGACCGGAUUAAAGAAGGGACGCAUAUCGAAUCAAUCCUCAGACAAUAUAUGGCACAUUUUAAAAGUUAAUGAUUUCACCUCAUUUUGUUGACAGUAUGACAAAAAAUGUAAACAACACUGUGAUUCUUCAAAAAGAAUUUAUGGAGAGCAAAAAAAAAAAAAAAAAAAAAAAAGGUGGUUAAUGGUGUACGAGUCAUCUGAGAAACAAAGAGGAGACCAGGAGGAAGACAGUGCCAGAAUUAGUGAGUGAUGUCAAGUGAGAGAAGUUUAAACACACAUGGAGCUGAGUCAAACAGACGUCGAACAAAUUAAAGAAAACAGACACAAAGAAACCACAAACCACAACAAAGUAUGGACCCUGGCAGUGUUACAGGACUUGUUAAGUGAGAGGAAAAUAUCAGAGCUGUUGGCACUUUUACAACUGCCAACAGAAAGACACUAAUGUUUAGACGUUAUACUAUUUACACUACCCAUUAGAGCAGUAAUGGGAAUGCUAAUGUACCAUGAAGUAAGACUUCAAAGUAAAGUUUAAUGUCCCUUUGACCCACUGAGGAGGCUGUUAUUAACACCAUUGUCAUGUAAGCUGUGAAUCAAAGGGACUGAAUUGUAAGUUACAUAUAUAGAUCGUUUUUAAAUCUAUCAAAUCAUUUUAAGUUUAAAUUUUACAUCAACGUGAUUGUAUGCAGGAUCAUGUGAAGAGGAAAAUGUCUAUAUCCCAGGACUCCUCCCCUUUAAAUUCACUCUGUUUUAUGUAGUUUUGCACAACAACCCACUCACUAUACAUCUUUUGCCUACACAUCAUACAGCCUGAUAGUGUUAUCACUUAAAGCAGGGACCACACUGUGAGAUACUCAUUCUGAUUUUGGCGAAAGACUGAUUUUCUUUUGCCAAAAGACUGAUCACUGGAUCAGUUAUAUGCUUAGGAUCAGAAAUCCUUAUUUGUCUAUGUUGGAUCCCCGAGGACAGCCGCUGUCUGUUGUCAUGUGGAACAAUACAAUAGUCAAAUAGGAAGUGAGCUGAUUGAAGGAAGAAACAACACAAAUGUAGCUAUGGCAACAAUACUAAAUGCAAAGCAUAAACUGAGAAGGAUGUCGGAUAUAUUGAAUCCACUUGUUAAUACGUGGUAACGACACAGUAUUUACACAACAUGUUUGGUAAAACAUACCACAACCAAAAUGUAGAAGUGUCCAACGAAACUCUAAUGUAGAGUUUCAGUUGUCUUCUUCUUGAACAAAACAUUGAGCCUUUUUACAGCAUUUUUGGUAAUUUUGCUGAAGGAUUGCUGUAAUCAGGUCUUUUUUGGCACUUUGCGUGCAUUUUAAACAUAUGAUUUCACCUACUUAUUAUGCAGUAUUUGCGAUUAGGCAACACUUAAAUCAAUGAUUUGAAGACAGUUGUUGAGUUGUUUGUUUUUGUUGCCAAAACUGUCAAAUUUAAUCAAACCACACCUACCAAGGUCUGAUGAAGAAGGUUUCUAGUUUUUGAAAAGUCUAGUUCCUCCUCAGAAAAUACUCUGGAUUUUCAAAACUCUUCAGUUGCCUCUUUUUAAAACCAUAUUUAAAAGAAAUAAUAAACAUUUUUGAUUAGCAAACAAGUCUGCAGAUGUGUAAGGUUUGAGACAGGACUUUGAACAUGCAUUAGAGUAAACUUUUGUGUUUUUCUGUGUGCACUGUUUAUAAUUUUGGUUUCUCUCAGUCGGUGUGUGAGUGUGAAACCAUCUGGUCAGUCAUUGGCAGCUCUGCUCCUCUCAGUGAUAUACGGCCUCAGGAGGGUAAAUAAACACUCCUCACAGCCACAAGUAGGGUGGCCCCCCUGUGUAAUGUUAUCUUUAGGGUGUAAAACUGUUUAAAACAGUGUUUAAAUGAGCAGAGUUGAAUAUUUCUAGUCCUGCUAAAGGUUUACAUUUCAGCCACUUAAUGUACUUUUAAUUUGGGCUUUAUUUGUUUAGUGUGUCCUCAGCAAAUCACCGCUGACCCCCUCCACAUGUUGAGGGGCUGAGGGGAGGCGUAACUGAUGGCCUGACACAUCUCUUCCCACACACUUGUUCACAUCAGUGCACUUCUUUUUCUUUCUUUCUUUCUUUCUUUCUUUCUUUCUUUCUUUCUUUUUGUCAUUCACCACACGUUGAUGUCUGCUAAUGACAGUCGUAUGUAACAUCAGUGUUGUGAUUAAUGAAUCCUUUAAACUCAGUUACUACUAUCUGUUAGUGGUAGAGCUUUCAUACCCAGUAAUCUCCUUACUAUUACAUAAACUGCAAACUCACCUCUGUGACAAAUGGAUCAUUUCUACUCAAGACCGAUCAUCCUACUUGGUGGGUGAGGUUGUCUGUCAUCAGCACAGUUAAAGGGACAUCCCGGCAUAAAUUUAAGUUAUGGUGAAACACACCGUAACACCGAGUUAGACACCCCCUCGAGAGAUGAAUGUUGCUGACUGCUUGCUUCUCUAGUAAUACCAACUUCAGCAACGACCGCAGGAUGGCAAUACACAGCAGUCUACGUCUUUACGUGCAAACCACAACCAAAAAGCCACUCUAUAGCCACAAAUAAUGCUCAGAACAGCACCUAACUUCAUCAACAGUACAUAUAGGGUCCCAGCCACAGCACUAGCCAUCAAAAAUCUUUUUAGCUUAGCCUGAUUUCCUUAGCAAACUGUUAUCCAAACUGUCUCAAUAAAAAAGUUCUGCUGUAUCAAUGAUGGAAACUCUGAACUCACCAAGAAAGGUAGUCCAGUUGUCAGUUCCUACUGACGGACCAGUCAGCACCCUGUGAUCUUGGGAACCAUCACAUCUUUUUAUGUCAGAAAAGCAUCUUCUCCCUUAAGGGGUACUACAAGGAUCUGUGAUUGAUCCCCUUUUCUUCUCAGUUGACUCCACCUGUGUUGGUUUAGUCGUUUACUUUAAAUCAAGUAAGGAAUCUAAGGGUUUCCCAUAAAGGUGGCCAAAUAAUAAAAAUGACACUCAAUGGAUAGGAGCUCAAGAGUCCAUAUCCAUCAUAUGGAGCAUCCAUGUGGGUUGUUUUUUUUUCUGUUCAUACAAUAACACCCCUGAUCACUCAGCACAUCUUACAUUUUCAACCUCUAAAUUCUGUGUAACAUCUUUCCCCUAUCUACAAUCAUAGCUAAAAAGAAACCAUACACAUUAGCUAAAAGUGGCAAAUAGAAGAGUUAGAGUACCUUUGUGUUUCCUGUGGUGUACCACAGGGAUCUAUGCUUGAUCUCUUUCUUUUGUCAAUAAACAUUACCUCCCAUCUUUUUUAACCUUCUGAAACUUUCAUUAGCAGAACUUUCAGGGUCAGUUUGGGCCUUUUAUCUUGCCCAAGGACCACAAGGACUGAUCAGAUAGUCUUAUAGUUAACAGACAGCCUGUCCUAUUCAAGGUGACAGAACAAACUGGACUUUAGUUUCAACCUCCCUUUUGUACCGAGUAUACGAUGUCAGUGCCAGCAUUUGUGUGAGUGUGUUUGUGUGUUGGUGCGUAGUGCAUGAUUUGUUUCCUCUACAGCAGAUAGCUGCAGGUCCAAAAUAACAGGCCUGUUUACAGUCCAAUGUGGUCUCUUUGUCUGGUUCUAAUGUACUUUUCAAUGCAUGCUCAAGCCCUGGAUAGAAGUAGGGGAUAACGUGAGAAGGAGUGAACAUGGGGGAGAGAUCUGCUGCCGCUGCUGCUGGUGUGUAUAUAAGUGUGAGUUUGUGUGCUUUUGUGGAUUUUGUUGCUGGAUUUCAUUUAGACAUGGAGGUUUACUGGUUUCCCUCACCGACUACAAAAGAAAACAUUACACACCACACCGUUCAGCUCAGUCCCCCUUAUGUUCUGGUGCUUGUGUGUACAACUGUGUACAUGUUAGACAACUGUGUGUGCGUGUGAGAGUGUGUAACAUGUUGGUGUCUGCUUGCAAGAGAACCAUUUGCAUGCUGUAAUAAUAUGCAUAGAUUUUUUGCGAUAUUGAUGUUUAUAUCCCAUUUGUUUUCUAUGUUUGCUGUAGGGGUUCUUCAGAUAUGCAACCUAUGACAUGGACAUUCAUGCAUUUCUGUAGCAUCAGGGGUUCUGACUUUUAAAGUGUGCGCUAAAGUUGGGAGGUUUAUGGGCUCAGUCUAGGGAAAUCAGGAGUCAAAAUAGCAACUCAUAAACUCUUUGAAAUAAUUAAUGUAUCAAGUCAUCAACCAUUUCUGAUGAUGUUCAAAUUCAUGAAUUAUCCACAUCUACAGCCCUCACAUAAAAGCUUCUUUGGAGAAUACAUAUUUUUAUCUGUUUUGCCUGUUGCUUGCAUUGUUAUGCUAUCCUUUUUUUAUUACAAUCACAAGGUAAAAAUGUCAUUUAGCAGACGCUGUGAUGCAGAUACAGUGAUUUACACUACAGAGUCAUGUCUGUUUUCUAAAUGUUUUCUUUUUUGCAUCAAUUUUAAAAAGUGCAUUUACUUUUCAUAAAAUCAUUUUUAAUUCAAGAUUUGAUGAGUAGUCUUUGUGUUAUUUUCAAUCAAAUAUGGGAUUUUUUUGAUUUGCAAAAGCUAUAAAUUAGUUAUAUUAACAUUUUACAUACUUUUUUGUGGAUUGGACCUUUAAAAAGUCUUAUUUACAACUUCAACACUCUAACAUCCAGAAAAUAAACUGCUCAACUUAUGUAAACUUGAAAAUUCCUGAGUUUUUUUUAUGGUUUGUAGCUGUUGUGUAGGUAUAUGGUUCCAAAUAUUCAGUCACAUGUCAGUCUGUGCAGCUAUAAACAUGUUUCUAUGUUUAUUUGUCAGUUAAUUCCUGCUUUCGACCAGAUUUUACCAUUUACUUCUGCGCAGAGAAAUUUGCCGUUUGUUCAGCUUUAACUCAUAUUUCCCUUCCUCUGCUCUUGUAUCUCUGUCCUUCCGCACAGACGAGCGUGGGCCCCAGCUGAGACGGCAGAGGUAUCACUUCAAUGUCAGCUCUCUGGAACGAGACGGGCUCCUGGGGGCUGAGUUACGCAUCCUGAGGAAGCGCCUGUCUGACCCACGGAGAGCCUUCCUUGGAUCUGCAGCCGCUGAUGGGAGAGGGGGUGGAGGAGGUUCGUCCCCGUGCCUGAAGCUGUACACCUGUGCAUCAGGUAAACAACAGGCUACUCUGCUCCAGAGUAAAACCAUGGAGGAUCUGCUUGGUGGAGGCGGAUUUGGCAGCAAAUGGGAAGUGUUUGACAUAUGGAAAGUCUUUAAGGGCUUUAGAAACCAUCAGAACCAGCACUCUCAGCAGCUGUGCUUUGAACUGGAGGCUGUUGAGCUCAGAGGUGGGCGCCUCGUGGACCUGCGUACUCUGGGGUUUGCUAGACCUGGAAGGACCAACAAGGAAAAGGCCUUCUUCCUGGCAUUUGGCAAAAGCAAGAAGCCUGACCUUUUCUACAAUGAGAUUAAAGCGAGGUCAGGCCAUGACAACAAAACCGUCUAUGAAUACCUGUUCACUCAGCGACGGAUGCGUCGAGCUCCCGCUGCACGUGGGGCAAAAAAAAACCUGCAGCAGCCGCCGCACUCCCUCCCUCAACACCAGGUGGUGAAGACCCAAACGAGGCCGCGAUGCAACCGCAGACGACUCCAUGUGAACUUUAAAGAGAUGGGCUGGGACGACUGGAUCAUUGCGCCGCUUGAGUAUGAGGCCUUUCACUGCGAUGGUGCCUGCGACUUCCCAAUUCGCUCGCACCUGGAGCCAACCAACCACGCCAUCAUUCAGACCCUGAUGAACUCCAUGGACCCCGAGUCGACCCCACCCACCUGCUGCGUACCGACUCGACUCAGCCCGAUCAGCAUCCUCUACAUUGACUCGGCCAAUAAUGUCGUCUAUAAGCAGUACGAGGACAUGGUGGUGGAGUCGUGUGGCUGCAGGUAG